This is a messenger RNA of Lodderomyces jiufengensis, 1074 nucleotides long. RefSeq lists its product as uncharacterized. Bases 1 to 1074 code for a protein of 357 amino acids. Gene Ontology annotation, molecular function: oxidoreductase activity, acting on the CH-OH group of donors, NAD or NADP as acceptor. The record is from RefSeq and is a predicted model, not a curated record. NCBI's taxonomy places the organism in Eukaryota, Fungi, Ascomycota, Pichiomycetes, Serinales, Debaryomycetaceae. The transcript is spliced from 2 exons.
AUGUGUAAAUGUUGGCGUAGGAGAAAUCCAGAUGAACCUCCUCCAGACGAACCUGAUAGAAAUGAUGCAAUUGAUUGGGCAGAAGUUAUUUUGUUAAUCAUUGAAGUUUUCACAUUUAUAUUCUUCAUUAUUAGCUUCCUUUCAUUAUGGUGGACACCUAUACCCUACAUAUUAUUUGGCUUACUUUUAAUACUAUUAUUAGUUAGUUUCAUAUUAUAUUUUGUGGGUUCAUAUAAUUAUCCAUAUAGAAAACAAUGGAAAUCAUUAAAUCAGUCUGAUGUUGCAUUGAUUACAGGAGGAUCAAAUGGAUUAGGUUUAGAGAUUGCAAAAUCAUUAUUAAUGAGAAAUGUUACCGUUUUUGUUAUUGAUAAAACUCCACCACCUGAAAAAGUUGAAAAAGAUUCUAAUUUCAAUUAUAUUGAAUGUGAUUUAGGUGAUGAAAUGGAUUUAAAAGUUAAAUUAUCAACUUUAAUUCAUAGUCUAAAUGAAGAAAAUAAAUAUAUUAGCAUAGUUAUAAAUAACGCAGGAAUUAGAGAUAAUAAAUCAUUGGUCAAUUUGAGAUUUGAUAAAGUUAAAUCCUUAUUUAAUGUCAAUACGAUAGCACAAGUUUUCAUUUUGCAAAAAAUUGUAUCAAAUCACUUAUCGUAUAAUGUUAAUGGGAAAUUAUCAAUAGUUACUGUAUCAUCAAUAUUAGGAACUUUUGCUCCAAAAAAUCUUUCAGUUUAUUCAGCUACAAAAGCAGCUCAAAUAAUGUUACAUGAAUCAUUACAACAAGAACUAAAACAAUUCCCUAAAAUUAGACUAAUGUUAGUAACAACAGGUCAAAUGAACACAGAAUUGUUCAAGGAUGUAAGUGCUCCAAAACAAUAUAUUGCACCAGUUGUAAACCAUGUUGAUUUGGCAAAAGAAAUAACCAAUAAAAUCGAUAAAGGAUAUAUGGGAAAUUUAUCAAGACCAUUCUAUGCUAAUUUCUUACCUGGUGUUAGAACAACUCCGUUAAUUGUUCAAGAUUUCUGUCGAUGGUUUAGUGAAAUUGACGAUCAAAUUAAGGAAACAAAAGAUUUUCAAUUCUAA